AUGUAUAUCAGCAGGUGAGUUUCAUUUUUAGUGCGUUUAAAAGGCACAUGAAGAAUAUUUUCUAAAAGAAAUAUUGUUUUAGCCGAACAAUAUUUGUGAUAUCAGUAAUUUUAACAACAUUCCUCAUCUUCCACAGUUUCAAUAAUGUCUCCUUUCACAAUUACUACGACCAAGCCGAGUUUAUUCGCGGGUUCAUGAACAAGGAUGUCCAGGAGAAAGGCCCAUUUGACCAUGUCUAUGUUGUUUUAUCAUCAGAUCUUAACCUAUAUUACUUUGUUCACAUGCCAAUUAUUGUGCAAUAUUGGAAGAAUUUUGGGAUAAAAACAUAUCUGAUGAUCACUUUGAAGGAGGGAGAGAGAAUUGAGGAUGAUAAGGCCGCUAAGAAAGUUGUCGAAUUUGUCGAGGGGCAAGGGGUAAGUGAAAAAAAAUGUAUACUAAUGUAUAUCUCCCACAUUUUUUGCUUGCACUUUGUAGAAUUAACUUGAAAAACUCUGAAAUUUUUAAACCCUUUGCACUUUUAAGGAUGAAAAGAGAGUUUCUUACAGAUGAAGCUUCUCAUAACAAGGGCCGGACAUUUCGGAAAAACGAUCAAAUCAGAAUCUUUUGAUAUUUUGCACAGCUGCUAUACUAUGAUAGUUGAACGUCAGCCUGAAUUUUUAGUUUUGAAAAUUUCCGUGUACAGGGGUUAUUGUAGGUACAAUUUUCAGAGAGAUUGGGUCCGUGUGUAAAAACCCCAAGGAGUAAAAGCACAAAACCAAGCUAUUUUACGUUUUCGGCCAUGGGGAAUAUCUUCAUAAUUGACACCUUUGUCCUAGGAUGUAGUCUUCGACUAUUUUGAAAAAUGGUACCAUUUAGAAUAUAACUUUUUUGCAGAGAACUUGUCUCAACUUUAGAAACCUCUCAGAAAUACUUUGCCAUAGAUGUAACAACAUACCAAAAAUGCACAAAAGUAAAAGGGGUGGUUUUGGAGUUAUGGUACUUUAACCCCCAUAUACGGUAAUUUUCAAAACUUAAAAUUCACGCUGACGUUCAGCUAUCAUAGUACAACAGCUAUGCAAAAUAUCAAUAGAUUCUGAGUUGGUCGUUUUUUCGAAAUGUCCGGGCCAUGCUUCGAGUUGUAAAAAACUCUCUUUUAAACUAUGCAACUUUUCUAAUAAUCAUUGUUUUAGACAGCAUGAUGUUAGUUAAACCUUGUACUUUAAGACAAUGUAUGCAGUGUCCAAAGCUGAACAAAAGAGCUUCUUUUCAGGCUGCAGUCGCGUAUUUCCAAAGCAAGAAGAUCAAGUCCGGCCAAUUCGCCCAAACUCUCCGCUGUUUUGCCGCUGGCACUGAAUUCGCUCACACCCUGGACCCCAAUAAUACCAUAUUCAUCACAAGUGAUGUUGAUUUCUUCCCGAGUAAGACCGAAUUUCAUGUCCCCAAUCUCACGAAAGGCGAGGAAAUUUUGUUCUAUGACAAAAGUUGCUGUGGGGACAUCAAUUGGAAGGGUGUGAAGUUCGAGAUGUACAUUAUGAUUACAAUUGCAAUGACAUUAAAUAGAUGGAGGGAAACUAUGGGUAAGGCGUACGGAGAUCACGAUGAUAUUGUUCUAGGACUGUCUCAUGUGGUCCCAGUCGACAGCGACUUUGUGGAGGACUAUACAAACCAAACUUUUGAUGGGGAAGUGAACAAAAUGGACCAAUGGGGACAGUGGUUCUUGGACCAGAAAUUCUUUGGCCUCAAGUUUUGGCAAUGGAAGAGGACACAUAGAAAAGAGUGAGUGUAGUAAGACGGUUAGUGAAUGAAGUACGCAAUCAAUAAUAUCUUUUUUACAUAACGUUCUUUCCCCUUACUAAUGUUUUACGCCCCUCCGCCAUGCUUCCGACCAAUUGCAUCCUAUUCAUAGCUGUGGUGCUCCUUUCACAAUACGUGGGCAGUUCUGAAAACCAAAUCGCUCUAAUAUGGAGAAUUCAGAUAUCAUCAUUGUGAUUUCGCAAACGUAGUAUCAACAGAUUUCGCCCGCUUAUGCAAAUCCUCUUUCAUAAACUUGCAGGCAUCACUUUUUUUGCUCACGGCGAAGCCUGAGACUCGCGAAAACAUCAUGAAACUUUACAUAUCAUUAUACGAGACACCAUUCUGCAAAAAAAAACACAAAGAGUUCUUUCAGAUACCAUCAAAUCAUCCGCAACAUCGAUCGCCGCGGCAAACCUCGUCUGGAGAGGAAUCAUUGGCCAAAAGAUGAGGAGUUGGAGAGGAUAGAUGACAUCUGGAAGGCAUACGAGAGCGCCCACAUUACUCCAGGGAUCUUCUUGGACAAUGUUUGGGCCAAGAAUCUCCUGUUUUAUAAGAAAAUAUUCCCGGAGAGUCAAAUCCAACAGUUCUCGGAAUUCCGGGAUUCUGUGAUCCCAUUGAUGAACAUCACGGAGACCAUGCGACGACAUUAUCAUCCAGAACAAAACGCUCCAUAUUGGAACGAAACGUUCUCUCAGAAGGGAAUGCUGGGCAAUGGCACAUAA
Messenger RNA from Bursaphelenchus xylophilus (pine wood nematode), 2495 nucleotides. The record is from the annotation of a GenBank genome assembly. Lineage: Eukaryota; Metazoa; Nematoda; Chromadorea; Rhabditida; Aphelenchoididae.